This is a messenger RNA of Aspergillus brunneoviolaceus CBS 621.78, 1968 nucleotides long. Its product is annotated as WD40 repeat domain-containing protein. The coding region runs from base 40 to 1938 and encodes 632 amino acids. Gene Ontology annotation, biological process: positive regulation of anaphase-promoting complex-dependent catabolic process; positive regulation of ubiquitin protein ligase activity; anaphase-promoting complex-dependent catabolic process. Gene Ontology annotation, molecular function: ubiquitin ligase activator activity; protein binding; anaphase-promoting complex binding. Lineage: Eukaryota; Fungi; Ascomycota; Eurotiomycetes; Eurotiales; Aspergillaceae. Gene Ontology annotation, cellular component: anaphase-promoting complex. The transcript has 2 exons. The record is from RefSeq and is a predicted model, not a curated record.
GGCUCGGGCUCUCAUUUCGCCAGUGGCACUACUGCUCCCAUGUUUACUGCUAGAUUCUUACCCCAGACUGCGGCGAACGAGGAACGCGAAAAACACAAAUCCAGGGUGGCACUUGCUUUGGACUUUGAUCCGGCAACAAGACUUAUACAAAGCAGUAAGCCCUGGUCACUGCUCCGCGGGUUGCCGAAUCCAGCUUCAUCGGACUACGAGAGAUUCUCUCCAUUUGUGUGGAAGGAUAACGCCUGGAAACGAAAUGGGAGAGAUCUGUGGAUGCCUGUAUCCAAGCCGAGUAAGCGAGUCGUCCCCAAUCGUCCGUUUCGCAUUCUCGAUGCGCCCCUCCUCCGCGAUGACUUUUAUUGCUCAACAUUGGCGUAUUCACCCACAUCCGGCAUUCUUGCUGUUGGUUUGGGUCAUCGUGUGUAUUUGUGGUCCGAAGAUCUUGGAGUACAGCAUCCUCCCCUUAGCGAUCAGCAUCCCUCCAACUACGUGACAUCUUUAGCAUUCUCCUCUGAUAAUGGCGGAAAAAGUAUACUGGCUGUUGCAAGACAGCCGGGGAUGUUAUGUUUGUGGAGUGUCUUCGACGCUAAGGUCCGAUUUGAGAUUAGCCAUCCUGAGAGCAUCACAUGUGUGGCAUUCAAGCAAACCAAGUCCCGCAGAACAUCAGAACGCUUCCGCAACAUGGAAGUUGAUGUCGAGGAUCUGGCUGUAGGAGAUGAUCUGGGGAACAUAUGGUAUUACUCAGUGGAGUGGCCUGAUGAUGAGAUAUGGGAUCGAUAUGACUGGAACGGAGCCAUGACCUUGCUCGCCAAAAUCGCUGCUCACACACAGCAAAUUUGUGGAAUCAGUUGGUCACCAGAUGGCUCUUUCCUUGCAACGGGGGGCAAUGACAACUUUUGUCUGCUAUUUGAGCUCCAGACUAUUCUUCCUCCGCGUGAACUCAAUCUUUCAGUUCAAACUGAUUCGUCAUAUCGUUCUUCACACCAAUCCACGCGCCAGUCAGGCCAGUCAGGAGGCACAGAAGGCACAAAUUUGGCCUCUUAUCUUACAACAGAGGCUGGUAGGCUCCAUCAUCGAAGACGCAGUCUCAUCGGCAAUCUGCUUCCGCCCUGGGCCUUGUCAUAUGUUAGGCCUUUUACCACCUCGCUGCUGAACCAUACGGGGUCAUUGAUCUCCGGUGGUGAAAAGACAAUCAUGGUUCCAGCCAACCGUCAAAAACAUCGACUAAUCCAUGGGGCGGCGGUGAAAGCGAUUGCAUUUGCUCCUUGGCAACCAUCCCUCCUGGCCACCGGUGGAGGAUCCAACGACCGAACUAUCCACUUCUACCACGCGCCGACAGGUGCAUGUCUGGCCACAAUUCAUGUAUAUGCACAAGUGACGGGCUUGAUUUGGAGCAAAACCAGGCGGGAGAUUGUGGCUACAUUCGGGUUCGCCCAGUCAGAGCACCCCUACCGAAUCGCGGUGUUCGCUUGGCCGACUUGUGAGCAAAUUGCUGCCAUCCCUUGGGGGCCGCACGGUAGUAGCUGGGAAAGCGCAGAUAAUGACCUCGUGGUCGAUUGCGGGCGGGCACUCUGCGCUGUCAGUUAUCCUGGAAGACCCCAUAUUUUCGAGCCUGAAGCUUCGGACGAGGUCGAAGACGAGUGCGUGUCGAGCGCAGCAAACCAAGACCGGUUAGCCGGGCAAAGCCGAUAUCAGCCGAGUCGACGCCGUAUGAGUCGCGCCUUUGUACGGCCACGCGCUAAGGAGGGAGGCCUAUGGUGUUCGCGCACGAUGCACGAAGGCUGCAUCAUCGUAGCUUCGAGCGAUCAAAGCGUCAAGUUUCAUGAGGUGUGGAGCGGAUCUAAGCGAAGCACAGCUGCAGUAGCGGGCUCUUUUGGGGGCAGCGGCAUUCUCGAGGGCUUAGAAGGUCUCGAGAAAGCGGGGGAUGAAAUCAUUCGUUGAUAUCAGCGAUCCUGAUACCAGUGCGACGAG